UUUUUGUUAAUCAAGCGGUCACCACGUCUUUAGCGCACACCACUCUAGUGGAAAUAGUUUCACGUUGACUGAAGAUAAAGGAAAAAACUGUAUACAGAUUAGGCGAUAUAUUAUCACAUUAUCAAAGAUUAUCGCAAGCCACGAGAUAGUGUUGGAGUUUAAGACAUACAUGUAACUAAUCAGACCAAAGGCCGGACGAAACGUGUUUACUUUUAUUUAAUUUUUGUGACGUACAUCUGUUCGUGGUUACCUACAAUGUCCACUCGAGAAAGUGAUUACGCCGAUGGGAACGAUCUAAUAACAAAAGAAUAAUGUGAUCAAUAUAUUUAACAUUGUAGUGAGUUACACUUGCCGUGUGGCGGCCCUGGGAACACUUUUAUUAGUUCGAGCGUCGCCGUCGUUCGAUUUCGUCGACAAAUUGUUAUCGUUACUGCCAUUGCCAUGAUUAAACGGUUUGUACAGGUGUAACGUUGUGCGCUAGUUACGUCUUGAUAACUGUUUCUCUCAAUUAAAUGCAGUGACUGUGAUUGCGCUAGCAGCAAAGUGUUAUUAUGUGAUACUAGUGAGUUUUGUAAAGUGUGACAACAUGGAUAGAUUUAGGCAAAAGUCUAAAAAGGAAAAGCCUUUGAAGUAUGUUGAGAAAGAUCAAUCUCCCUUAUUUAUCACUGAUGUGAAGGCGAUAAAGGAAAACCUGAAAAUAAAAGAGAUUCUAAGGACUGUCAAAAUGAAUAGUAGUAUGCGAAUAAAAGCACCUAAGGGCAGUAAAGUGAUGCAAAAUAAAGAUUUUAACGAUAAUGAAGAUAUUUUUGGCGGGGAACAAAGUACUGAAGUUCCCAUCAACACGGAACCACCCAGCGCAACAAACCCUGAUGUUAUCGUAACGAACACUAAUGGUGAAGAAACUAACGAAGAGACUAGCGAAGAGGCUAGUGAAGCUAAACCAGAAGAAGAAGUACCUUCAGAUAAAACAGAUGAGUCGGAUGGAGAAUCCACUGUCGAUGUUAAUGAAAACAACGGUUCCAUCAAUACGCAGAUACACGAGUCCGUUAGCGUUCCAGAAGCAUUAUCGGAUUUCGUGCUAAUUAAUGAUGAUGAAAACAAACAAAACAUACAAGAUAUCUCGGACGUGAAGAUAAUGUUGCCGCCCCUGGGGGAGAGUUCACAUGUCAAGGCUCGUGACAGAAAACUUUCUCUGGACCAGACUAUGCUAUCUAGACGCGGAGGUUUGUCGCAAUCAGAAUUAGAUCUUAAUUCCAUUGGUAAAUCUCCGUUGGAGAGGAAAUCAUCAUUUUUCCGAAAAAAAAUGGAUAGCUUCUUGAGAAACACGACUGAAAUAUUUAAGCGUCAAUCAAUUAGUAGAAGCCAGUCUAUUCAGAGAAGAGGUUCCAUGUCAGUAUCCCUUCAGUCACUGACCGAGAAUGCUGCAUACAAUGGUGAUUAUGGCGCGCCUCUGCACAAUCAUCAAGAGGAGUUGCAGAGGAGCGUGUCGAGCCUGCAGUUAUCGCCGACAGCCGCGCGCGCCGGCUCCAGCCGGUCCACGUCACAAGGCGAGCUGCCCAUGGACCCGCUCAGCGAGGGCGACAGCCUGGCCGGCAGCCGCCCCGCGCUCGCCGGCAGUCAGCCUCUCCCAGACAUCUCACCUAGUAUACAAAGUCUAAACGAAUCUUACCUGAGUGAAGCCAUGCUGAACCGCGCCAUAUCUAUGAGUUCGGGACUGGAUUCAGCGACCGGGCAGAACCGAAGAAAGUCCAGAUCUAACAGGGUCACAUGGUUAGCCAGUGAAGGGGUAACGAACUACUUUCGGCGACUGACCCAAGACGAAAAGAGUAAGGAACUGAAUCCUGGUUAUUCGUACCCAGACUUCUCCACAAUUCCUGAGAACAACUUGGAAACGAAGACCGACUCGAAGGGCCGGAGGCUCUCAUACCAGCGCGCGGUGUCGGGCGAGGACCCUCGCUAUCAUGAAUCUGCGAUUAAAAAGAAGCUCACAUCUGAUAACUCCGAGAGUAUUCCAAACCUGGUGGCAAUACUAGCAGAUUUCGAACUGAACGGGAUACCAGAGCUGGAAGGGUUUACUCUCACUGAAAUCCCUGACGAAGCUUUAGAAUAUCUUCGCUGGGCAGAAACUCCUUCGAAUUUGGAAGAAUUUAUAGCAUAUAGAAUCGCUCUAUGCCCAGACUUGCCGCCUGAGGAGGAGGCCAGGCAGGCCGUGAUCAAAGAGUUGAUCCAUACUGAAGCUGUUUACAUCCACCAUUUGCUGACCAUUGUCCGGUUAUUUAUAGCUACUGCUCACGCCCUGCAAGAACGCGGCAGAUUGCUGGACAUAGAUACUGCGAAGCUGUUCACCAACAUACCCGAUAUCUUAAAUGCCAGCCUCUGCUUUUGGGAGAACUCUUUAUAUCCAAUGAUUGCAGUGGCCAACGAAAGCAAAUCCCCAUUCAACACGGAAAUCAUGGCUCCCGGGUUUUUGCAUUUCCGGGAAAUGUUCUUGCCAUAUGAAAAAUACGUCAAUUCCCAAAAAAGUGCUUUGGACUACUUACGCUCCCUAACUAGCAACUCAGAUUUCAUGUACUACUUGUCAUGGUGUUACCGUCGUUUAGCGUGUAGCAGUCCGUUUUCUUUCAGACUCCAGCUAGCAGACAUUAUGGUAAAACCAAUGCAGCGCCUGACGAAAUACAGUUUGCUUUUGCAACGUAUGCUCAGUUACACCCUUACUGAACCAGAAUCCUCCUCUCUGAAGGCUAUGGAAGCAUGUGCCAGAAGCUACGUAACGGAUAUAAAUAGAUCAAUACGACAAAAAGAGGAGUUGCAAAUGUUGGACUGGCUGUGCUCAUCCAUCGAGACCUACGAAAUUGACUUCCGCGAUGAAGAGUUGGAUAGAUGCUAUCGAGUAUUCGCUCAGUUGAAUCUGAAGGCGCCGAUGGUCAACUGCGCACCCAAUCACAGCCGCUCCUUGGUUCACCAGGGUGACUUGCGUUACAAGGAUAACAUUAAGGAGAUGGAAGUACGCGUGUUCCUUUUGACCGACAUGCUGCUAAUCUGCAAGAAGCAAUCUAAGGGCAACAACCACCCGUACAAGCUUGUAAGGCCAAAGUUUUUCAUCGAACGUCUGAUUGUUUACCCGAGGAGCAGCCCUCGGAACAUUAAGGAAAUAGGGUCGCUGGUCUGCGUGGUCCUGGAUGAUGUCGGUUCAUCAUGCAUGGCUUUCACCUUGAGCGAAACAACAUCCAAGGAUUCGAACGCACAGAAUUGCCUCAAGUAUUGGGAGCAUAAACUGCGUGAAGCGAGAAUCACAUAUGAACUUGCUAUGUGGUUCAACAAGGACCCGAAUCGCGAUCUCAGCGAAAUAGACGCCGCCCCCGACACGACAUCAUCCGAAAGCGGGAGCACCGAUGGAAUGCCCAGCGCAUCUCGCCCGGGUGCCAAGCAGACCCCGGAUGAAGCCAGUAUUGACCGCGAAGCUCGCGAGCGCGUUGCUGCCAUGCUCCACCGCAGCUAUGUCCCUGCUGAGGCAGAAAUGACAGUUUCCACGCAAACCGAAUCAUCCGACGCCGAAGGGAAUACAACUCCAGGCAGGAGCAGCUCGCGUAACCAAAUUCAACGCACAUCCACUGGAGGCAGUUCAAGACUGUCCAGUUUUCAACAAUCAAGUGCUGCGUCUAACGAUGACUCGGAGCCGGGGCCUAGCCGCCAGGAGUACGAAGCCGGCACUUCUGUUGAGCACAUCAUACCGCCUUUGCACCCAGAUGAUGCUGGAACAUCAAUCACUGUAAACGUGGUCAGCGACAGUGAGACGACCCUCGUGCCGGCACCGCGUCCUGUGGGCUCACAGGGUGUCCCUGUGAUGGUUAGACAAGGGUCCGGGACAGCGGCAACAAUAGCUGCUGCCGCGGUAAUGCCAGUCACAGCCGCAAUGGCAGCCGCUGCUGCCAAGGCCGCGGCAGCACCAGCCGUAGUUGUCAAGACGAGUGGGCCCCCGGCACCUGUGGCGGAGCCAUCAACAUCAGGAAAGGCCAUUGCGCCAGCGGCAGCCUCAGCACCGCCACCAUCGCCUUCGACGUCUCCUCAACCACCGCCGCUGGUGGUCCUGCAGCACUCGCCGACGACGAAGGGGUCGCAGUUCGGGCGGCCCGUGUUCCCCGGGCGCAACAUGCUGCGCGUGCUGCCGCAGGCCUCGAUGAUGGCGCUCGUGCACAGCCUGCCUGACCUCACCGUCGACCCCGCCGCAGCCGCCGCCGCCGCUGCUGCCGCCGCAUCCCCACCCAGACUACCGCAAAGCUCCGGCCCACAGACGGCGUCCGACAGGCUGUACCAGUCACACCAGGAGCAGCUGACGAGGAACCGCCUGGCCGCGCAGCAGCAGCAGCAACAGCAACAGCAUUAUCUCAGCCCAGACCAACGCGGCACCAGCUACCCGCCGCCCAGCCCAUCCAGAGCUUCAUUGAAACGCGGACUGGCGUUCUCGUAUUCAUUCAAGAACCCACCAUUAUUGAAAAUGGGCCACGUGAAUAGCCAGCAAGCUGAAGCUGUGCCUUCGACAAGUCAAGGAUCUAAGGUCGACACGGGAGAAUCCCCUGGAGCGAGCAUGGAAAAAGCGGACAAAAAGUCCAAAACAGUAAAUACCAGGAACAAGGGUGGAUCGGUGAGCCCGGGCUCGCAGAAGGAAGACAAGGGUGACUGACUACAACGCUGGCGCAGAGCACGUGACUGAAUGCAGCCCAUUGAACUACAUCUCAAAUGGCUUACGAAUGGUGCUCGUAGUUUCCUAUGUGGUCACCAAAUAUUCAAGUGAAAUUUUCCGCUUGAAGUGAAGCAAACAUUUUUUCAGUAGUGGUUUUAACCAUGAUACUUAUUUUACGUACUAAUGCGGUACGGUACUUCAUAAUGUAGUACAUUUUGUUGAUAGCUAAUUUAUAUGCAUAUUUCAGUCUUAAAUUAAAAUAAAUAUUAACAAAUAUACCUUUUGUGUAGGAUUUCAUUGUAUAUUGUAUCUUGACUACCUAAUUAGGUAAAUUGAAUUUUUCCAUGUAAAGGUACCUUUACAUAAAAAAAAAUCUUCUGAAACUACUUGUUUAUUAAUUAAUCGUUUCAUAUAUGCAUGUCAAAGUAGGACUUAGAACAUCUUUCUCAUCAUUCGUAUAAUUGAAAUUGGAGACAUAAUAUAAUUGAAAUUGGAGACAUAAUAGUAUAUCGUAGAGAAUUUUGGUAGCCAACUUACGGUUACUUUAUGUACAUUUAACUUCAUAAUAGUAAUAGUUUUUUUGUAAAUAGCUACUUAAUAUUUCUGACAGAAAUGUCUAGUGAUUUUAAUAAGAUUUUUAUUCAAUACGGUAGUGAUGUAGGUAUUAGGUACAUUUUGGGCAGAUUUUUCAGUAGCUACUCUUCUUCUUCUUCUUCUUCCGUCCCUGUUCCCGUUAUCUGGGGUCGGGUCUCCUCACACUACGGCGCCAGGUUGGUCUAUCCUGGGUUGUCAUUUUUGGCAAUUGGGCUUUCUUAAGGUCUCUUUCGAUGUUUGACCACCAGGUCAAUGGCGGGCGGCCUCUACCUCUCUUUUGUUCUGGCAAGUUUAGUGCGAUUUUCACUAUAUGGUCUUCGUCUCGUCUCAUAAUAUGGUCAUACCAUCUAAGGCGAUUUUUUCAGUAGCUACUCAAAAUAAAAUUAUCUAAGAAAAAAAAUAUUCAAAGGUAUUUAUCUAUAUAAAACUGUAAUAAUGAAAUUAUUAUAGUAGUAAUGAUUAUCUCAUGUUUUAAAAAUAACCUUAUUAUUCGAUAAAAUUUAUGUAGAGGUGGCAAUUGAAAUAGUAAAAUGAUGAAGUUUAAUCGAAAGGAAAGAAGCGGAAGAUAUUCCACGCUUAAGGCGAUGAAUAAAGACGUUUAAUAGUGCAGUGAUAAUGAAAUUAUAAUAAACGCUAAGUAUAGGUAAAUUAAUAAUUACUAAAUGUAUGUCUACAUUAGAUUUAACGUCUAUAUUAAAUUUUUCGCAAUUUGUCGACAUAUUAAUAAUUCAUUAAAAUUGGAUAUUUAUCGUGCAUAUUCUGCAGUAAAUGAAUGGUUUAUUAGCAGAAGACGUUAAAUCAAAAGUAAGUUAAAAAUAGUAAAAUUAAGGUAUCUUAUUAAAAUCAUUACUUUUAUUAAAAAGUAGGUAUUCCGCGUUAUAUAUCCCGAAUUCGAGGAAUCCCAGUAUCAGUAGCAUUUUAAAAUCUGAAUGUUUAACUAAAUAUAAUUUAAAGAAAAACAUGUUAUUUAAAGUUAUAUGCUUGUAUUACUAUUAUAAUAAUAGUAAUUUUUGUCUCUGGUCCAACAAGGCUUGCAAGGAAUGAGGAUUACCAAAUAUAAUACAGUCACCACACAAAAGUGGGCACUGGACAGCCAAAAUAUUAGAAGCUGCUGAUCACUAUUAAUCCUACUACCUAUGAAUAUUUCAGAAUGUCUGCCACAUAACUUGCUCGCCUUGCCUCUGACUCUGUUAGAAUUAGAUAUAAAAUUUACAAAAACAGUAUUUAUAUGAAUUACUUUCCACUCUGUUUUGUGAUUAUAAUGUAGAUGGAAAUUUUUGAAAGGUGCUAUAAUAAAUAGUGAUAAUGGUAGGUAGGUAAUUCAUAUAAAUACUUAUUAGGUUCUAUUUCAUAUUUAAUGUUAUCCGAAGUGUUUAAGUAGUUUUGAAAUUAAAUGUCGUACAACCAAAA
Messenger RNA from Helicoverpa zea (corn earworm), 6685 nucleotides. RefSeq lists its product as uncharacterized. Gene Ontology annotation, molecular function: guanyl-nucleotide exchange factor activity. Bases 587 to 4681 code for a protein of 1364 amino acids. Lineage: Eukaryota; Metazoa; Arthropoda; Insecta; Lepidoptera; Noctuidae. The record is from RefSeq and is a predicted model, not a curated record. Gene Ontology annotation, cellular component: axon; endocytic vesicle; plasma membrane. The transcript is spliced from 23 exons. Gene Ontology annotation, biological process: endothelial cell migration; Rho protein signal transduction.